Molecule: messenger RNA, 972 nt
Organism: Trichoderma asperellum CBS 433.97
Lineage: Eukaryota; Fungi; Ascomycota; Sordariomycetes; Hypocreales; Hypocreaceae
Source: RefSeq, a predicted model, not a curated record
AUGGAGCCCGCAGACCGCAAUGCUCGUUGGGACGAGAUUCAUGAAGAGUUGAAUAGUCGCCGCCUUAACGGUGCAGACCACAUGAGAGCUCUCGACGAGAUGAUCCCAGAUAUAGAAGAGCUGCGAGCAUUCUGCGAAUACCAACACAACAUUUUUCUGCAAGAGAAUUGUCCGCAUUUAGCCAAUCCUUCUGGUAUCUUAACGCCGGCUCGAUUUAUUGAAAUCGCAGAUUCAAUCAACUUUCUGAAUCCGACGGAACGCAAAGAACUCCUGCCUGGACUGAAGUGGGAUGUUCGGCCCUGGAUACCCCUUGGCUAUGAGAAUACGACUCUAUACCGCUUGCUUCCCUCUUUAUACAACUUAGAACCACAGAAAGCUGAAUAUCCUGACACAGGUCUUGAAGUCAUGGAGGCUGCAUUUCUCGGCGUGAAUAUCACAGUGCAGCCCCGUGAGCCAUCUCUGCCGCUUAACCGCCGCGCCCUUAAUUUAUCAGAGCAGUCUACCAAGUCAGCAGAGUCAGAUGACGCAGAGGCCCCGGGAUUUGUUUUCCACGAGCUCGGCGAGCUGCAGUGUUUAGAAUGCGAGACUGCUGAGGAGAUGCCGACAACAUUGGAGGAAGGCGACGAUCGUGACGAAGACUGGGAACAGACUGGCUUUUCUGUUGUAGCCCGACUUAAUGUUUCUGGACAUAUCAACGGGGUUUAUGUCAUAUAUAACAUGAAACCACACGAUGAAUACACUCGCAAGCGGGAGCAAAUUACACACAGCAAUUGGGGUAUCCCGCCCAGCUCACCUGGAGAGCAAUUCUCAUGCGCACGGAUUGGCAACAAUAUGCGAGACUUCGAUUUUAAGAACAAGCUGAUAUGGAAUGAUCAAAUCCAGCAUCCGGUCGAGUUAGUGUGGGUAGUGAAAUCGCCAAUGGGAGGUGUGAGGCGUGUAACGGUGGACAGUAAUUACCAGAUGCACAUGUAG